AUGACCAUCAAAUGGUUAGAUGCACCAAUAACCUCUGCAUCAUCAACUUCAAAUUCGUCAAUUGGCAGCACUACUACAACUACAGCAUCAUUAAAUGCCUAUUUUUCAAAUGUAGAGGAAGAAUUAAAUAAAAAACUUGAUAAUGAAAUUGACCAAUUUGUUGUUUCGUUUCGUGAUAUUGUAAAAGGUUCAGGUAUCCGUGAAUCUAUUAGAGUACCUGGUAGAGAUACUGACAAAUCAGUUGAAAAAGAUAAAUAUAAAAAUGCAUUGGAUGGACUGGUAGAUGAAUUACGUGCAGCAAACAUGGUUCGAUGUUGUGAAAGUCUAUUGAGUUUGACACAUGAUUUAAAAACAACACUUUUAUUAAAUGAUACUCAAACUUUAUUAAAAUUGCAAGAAAAUCGUAAAAAUGAUUUACUUUCUCGAACUCAAAAGAUAAAAAACAAAGUACUGCAGCUUAAUGAAGCUGUCACACAAGCAAUUUGGGAAAUGGAAAGUGUAUUAGGAGGAGAAGGUAGCAGCAAUCAACAACUUGAUCCAAGUAAAAUGUAG
Entrophospora sp. SA101 is the source of this 552-nucleotide messenger RNA. The record is from the annotation of a GenBank genome assembly. NCBI's taxonomy places the organism in Eukaryota, Fungi, Glomeromycota, Glomeromycetes, Entrophosporales, Entrophosporaceae.